Syngnathus typhle (broad-nosed pipefish) is the source of this 2199-nucleotide messenger RNA. RefSeq names its product ubiquitin specific peptidase 21 (gene usp21). The coding region runs from base 555 to 1763 and encodes 402 amino acids. The record is from RefSeq and is a predicted model, not a curated record. Lineage: Eukaryota; Metazoa; Chordata; Actinopteri; Syngnathiformes; Syngnathidae. Gene Ontology annotation, biological process: protein deubiquitination. Gene Ontology annotation, molecular function: cysteine-type deubiquitinase activity. Gene Ontology annotation, cellular component: cytoplasm. The transcript has 12 exons.
UCUCUCUCGCUCUCUCUUGCUCUCUCUCGCUCUCUCUCGCUCUCUCUCGCUCUCUCUCUCUCUUCUCUCUCUCUCUUCUUUCUCUCUCUCUCUCUUUCUCUCGGUCUCUCUCUCGCUCUCUCCCUCUCUCCCUCUCUCCCCCCCUCUUCCCCCCCUCUCCCUCUGCUUCUUUCUUUUGACACUGGUGACGGGGCACGACACAGAAGUAGACUUUCAUUUCCAGCCUACACACACACACACACACACACACACGCACACACACACACACGCACACAGUGAAACAGUAGACACAUCCCCUCUAUGCAUUUUUAAAAGCUCAGCAGGUGAUGGGAACACUUAGGUCGGGGCUCUUUGUUCGCAGAUAAGCUCGGCCAAGUGAUCAGUUGCAUUUGCCGAGAAAGGAGAUAAUACCUCGCUGUACUUCAAUCAUUAAAAAGGGGUGACUUUCUAUCUGCGGUGAGGCUUAUGAGUGACCACCAUCCUGCCAUCACCUUCACCGCGCAUGUGAAAGAACAAGCUCCCAUCUUGAGAGUCUUGUUAGUAGACACGUCAGGAUGCCCGGAGCCGAUGCCGCCAGCCAGGAGGGUUCUUGCAAGGCCUUGUGUCGAAACCUGGUGUCCCAGAACGGCCUGCAGAGAGAGACAGCUGAUAUCUCGCAGUCUGUCCUCUACACCUCCCUAAUGGGGCUUCUGCUGGUCGCCGACAACGAGAAGGAGCUCCUUGCAUUAGGAAGCGGAAGGCUUGGUCUUAGAAACAUCGGCAACACAUGUUUCUUGAACGCAAUAGUCCAGUGUUUGUCUCAUACUCGCGGCCUGCGGGACUACUGCCUCCUAAAGUCCUACAGACAGGACAAAUUCUCCAAGGAGGAGCCAAGACUCACAGAAGCUUUCUCUCAGGUAUUGUCUGGACUUUGGGAUUCAAAAGAAGAGGACACCGUUGUGAAUCCAAGACAGUUUUACAAUACUUUCCGAGAUGUUGUGCCUUAUUUCAGUGGUUACAGUCAGCAAGAUGCUCAGGAGUUUCUCAGGUUCCUUCUGGAAAAGCUACACAGUGAAAUCAACCGCAAGCCCUACAUUCAAAGACCACUAAAGGACCCAGAGCAAAAAUAUGCCAGAUUUAGGAUAUCUGAGGAGGCAGCCGCAACAUGGAAGAAGCACUUAGAGAACGACGACAGCAAAAUCGUCGAUCUAUUCUCAGGCCAGCUGCGCAGCUCGCUACACUGCUCCGUGUGCUCGCACUACUCCAACACGUUCGACGUGUUCUGCGACCUGUCGCUGCCCAUCCCAAAACACAGCACUAGCGGAAAUGUGACGCUCAAGGAGUGCCUGGACUACUUCUCGCAAGAGGAGAGACUGAACAAAGAGAAUUCACCUAUGUGCGAGAGGUGUAACAGGCAUACAGAGAGCACCAAGCGCUUGUCCAUCCAGAGGUUUCCCAACAUAAUUGUGAUACAUCUGAACCGUUUCACAACGACACGAUGGUCGAUCAGUAAAAGCACCACCUACAUCUCCUUCCCACUCACCAACCUUGACCUCGGGCCCUACGGUCCUGUUGACUGUGAAGCAGUAUUGUAUGACUUAUAUGCAAUAUGUAACCACGUGGGGACUGUCAACAUGGGCCACUACACAGCCUGUUGUUCCGAUGAGAACGGAUGGUGUUACUACAAUGACUCCAGUGUGUCAGCAGUUUCUGAGACCCAGCUUCAGACCAAUCAAGCCUAUGUGUUGUUCUACCAGCGCAACAACAUCACUACAAGGAAAUAGACCCCUGAAAACCAGACUUUUUUUUUAUCACCAAUAACCAUAGAAACCAACUAAGUGCAACCAAGCUUGCAGUUAUAAACUUUUCAAUCACAAGGUCUAAAAAGCAGAUUAGAUAACCACAAAGGGGGGGGGGGGGGGGUUGGUUUUGUCAAGGAGAAGAAUCUGAAGAGAGGGCUAAGACAGCUUAGCUGCCUUAAGAAUAAUUGUGCCCAAAUUGAAAGGCCUGCAUGUGAACAUUAAAGCUAAGCUUUCAUGAUUGACGAGAUUCAAGCUUGAUAAACGACCACAUCAACCACCUUAACUCAAGAUCUCAAGGACACGGGACUAUCGGACAAUCGUUGUAUAAUACUUGUUUUAUUUUGUUUCCAAUCUCUGUGCCACAAUUUUGUGGAAGGGGGUAAAAAUAGACCAUAGAAAUAAAGGUAUUUUUUAAUUA